AUGGCGCCGUCCGAGUGGCUGGCGGGCUGGCGCGCCGUGCACUGGGCCUGCCUGGGGGCGGGCGCCUUGGCCGCACUCUUCCUGCUGCUGCACUCGGUGACGUUCCACCGGCUCAAGCGGCGCAUGGCCGACCUGCUGCUGAGCGGCAUCGCGCUGGCCGACCUGGGCUUCGUGGGGCUCGAGGCGCUGCAGCAGGCGGUGCGCUCGUCCUACUUCGCGCGCUACCGGCGGGAGGACGAGGGAGAACGAGACGCGCACUAUUCUACCGGGGACUUCGCGCUCACACUGGGCGCGCGCUUCAGCUUCUUCAUGUCGUUCUACUGGAUCGCCAACCUGUCGCUGCUCAUGCGGCUGGGCAACCUCGAGGCGCUGCACGUGCGCCGCAGUCUGCUGCUGUCCACGCUGGCCUCGCUGGUCUACGGCUGCAUGCACGCCAUUCUACCCACGCUGAGCGGGGAGGGCGGGGGUAGUAUAUCCGACUCGGGCCCGGCCUACAGGGUCACUGCUGUGCUGCUGUUCAUCAUGCAGGCGACGCCGCUGCUCAUCAUCUUGGCCAACCUCCGCGCGGUGCGGCGCUCAAGACUCAACGCGUCUACCCAAGGGCGGAACGUUAUCCGGAGACUCACAGGCUACUGCGUCUGCGCCACGGUGUUCACGAUGCCGUACGCGCUGGUGCUGGUCUUCUCCCAGGAGCUGGUGGGCGUGGGGGCUGUUACGCAGACGCUGAACUAUUUCGUUCCCGUUGCCAACGCACUGCUGUUCGGGACGAGUCUGAGCUGCUGUUGCUGCUGUGCUACGGCCACGGACGCUGCGACGACGCUGCCGAAGAAGGAGGAGAAGAUGCGCCAGGACGACACUCCGUCGUCGUCUAUUGACAUUUCUGCGGGAGUUUUGACCGACGGAAGCGCCACGCCUGGAAGUACGGGGUAUACGGGGGCUCCUACCGGUGGAGGAGGAGGUGCUCUAGGGAUGAGAGACGGACUGUUGGCUGGAGGACCGAUCGCUGAAAUGGUGACCGAGGGUCCUGCUGUGAAGAUCGGCGAGGGAUCCAGUGCGGAGGUGUACAAGGCCCAGUGGCUGGGCAUCACCGUGGCGCUCAAGUGUCUGCGAUUCCACGCUGGCAGCAGCUCCGAAGCGGAGCUGUACAUGACCCACUUGUCCGAGCUGCGAACCGAGUUCCUGGAUGAAGCGGUGCUGGCUGCCCAGCUACGCCACCCAAACAUCACGCUGUUCAUCAAAAUGGGCACGUACAAGGGGAGCUUGUGCCUCGUCAAUGAAUACUGCGCGCGUGGCUCGCUGCGAGACGUUCUACGUGCCAAUCCACUCAUGGAAUGGAACACGAAAUCGAUCGGCGAGAGCGUCGUCAUGAUGGACAACGCUGCGUCGGAGCUCAUGACGACUUUCGCUGGCACGUGGCGCUGGAACGCUCCGGAAAUCAUGAAGAACCCGAACGAGUGCCGCUUCAACCGCGAGACCGACAUGUACAGCUUCGGAGUGGCGCUGUGGGAGAUUCUGACCAACGGAGCGGUACCGUUCGGCAACGUGGACUUCGACCACCAAGUGCGGCAGCUCGUGGCAGCCGGUGAGCGUCCAGCGCUGCCUCCUGCGUAUCUGCGCCGUGCUCCUCCCGAGUUCGUCGAGGUCAUGUGCGCCUGCUGGCACCAGCGGCCGGAGAAGCGGCCCAGCGCGCAGGACGUGAUGCUGCGACUGGGGUCCCUCUCCUACACGCUGUCGAACGGGUCGGAGUUCUACACUUCGUCACAGGGAACAGCGCGCUACGUCUUCAGCGACAACUACUACCAGGCCAUGGACUCCGGCCAGAGCUGCCCCGGACUGUGGUAA
Messenger RNA from Phytophthora sojae, 1842 nucleotides. RefSeq lists its product as hypothetical. Gene Ontology annotation, biological process: protein phosphorylation. Lineage: Eukaryota; Oomycota; Peronosporomycetes; Peronosporales; Peronosporaceae. Bases 1 to 1842 code for a protein of 613 amino acids. The record is from RefSeq and is a predicted model, not a curated record. The transcript is spliced from 3 exons. Gene Ontology annotation, molecular function: protein kinase activity; ATP binding.